This is a messenger RNA of Xiphophorus hellerii (green swordtail), 5178 nucleotides long. It is a transcript of the gene c6h4orf54, whose product is annotated as chromosome 6 C4orf54 homolog. Lineage: Eukaryota; Metazoa; Chordata; Actinopteri; Cyprinodontiformes; Poeciliidae. The record is from RefSeq and is a predicted model, not a curated record. Bases 31 to 2754 code for a protein of 907 amino acids. The transcript is spliced from 2 exons.
AGUUUGUUAAAAAAUGUUCUUUCUAAGAAGAUGCAGUUUGAGCAGGAGCGCAGGAUGGAGAGGGGGGAGAUCAGUGAGCCGCACCAGGCGCCGUCUCCGGGCUUUGCGCUGCAGGAGAGCUACAAUAAGUGGAAGGGGAGCAGGGAGCUGAAGAGGCAGAGCUCUAAGUUCUCUGAGAGCGGCUCAGACUAUGCCAUAAUGUGCGUGGAUGAAUUAGGGGACUUUGUGGACAGCGGCUUAUGUGAUAGUAAGAGGCAAGACGCGUGUGCUCCUACAACAGAAACUAAUUUAAACUCGACCAAUGAAGCUGGGAUUGUUACUAAAAAAGGCGCCUUGCGUCGCAGCCAAAAUAGCGCGUUCAGAUGCUGGAAGGACGAGGAGCUAGAGUUUCAAAAGGAUCAUAAAAACCAUCAAACUCUGCUGGACAAGCUGCCUCCACUUGAUGACAAAGAGAGUGAGUGGGAUCCGUUCUCUGCAGGCUGCGAUAAACUGACUAAAAUGUCUCAUUUGUUUGUGCCAAAUAUCCAACUGCUGCCCAGUGACAGAGAGGUGCGACCGCAGCUGCAGAGAGGAGCUUAUUCCUGGAAUGGAAGCAACACUUUAUACAUCACAGACUCCAAGAGCUCAAAAUCAUCCAAAUCACCGGAAAUUAAAAUCAACCUGAGAAGAAGAGACAAUAAAACGGAAGAGUUUGGAGGCUCCAAGCUGCGCGCCUUGAAUAUUACCGCUAGCCCAUCGAGUCUGAUCAGAACAGAGGACUUCAAAUGCCAAGCCCUGGCUGCGGCUCUGAAGGGUGAGUCCUCAGAUAAAGUUCCGCACUUUAUGGUUCGAGACAUCAGAGAUAAUAAAGGGAAGUUACAAACUCCCAUUCACCAAGUCAGAGAUGUACGUAAGCUUGUUAAAAGUUCCUACCACUUUGUUUCCUUGGAUAAGAACGAAAAUAAAUCAAACUCAUUUAGCUCUGAAAUUCCUUCAGAGCAAAAAAAGCAGAUGCAAAACAAUAAUGCUAACUGUGUGUCCCCCAUGGUAAUAAAAUGUCAGUCUGUAAAUACUAAAAAUGCAGAAAAACCUACCGGAAACCUUAAACAGGAGCAGUCUGACACACGCAGAUCGUCUCCAGAGGGCGUUAAGAGUGCUCCACUCCAGAAGGCAUCAGGGAGAGCAGCAAAUAUCUCAAACAGCUCAGAGGGAAGCACUGGGAUGAGCAAUGAGGGCAAAACAGGUGCAACAAGGCAAGAAACAGCGUCAGAGAUGGCAGAAAAUAAAUUGGAGUCAAAAGUGGCAAAUCAGGUGGCUUUGGAGAAACUCCAGGCCGCAGUAAAAACCAUGGAGCAACUUUAUGUGUUUGAUAAAAAUGAGUGGAGGAGAAAGCGUGAGCCUGAGCAUCUGACGGACAGCCAUGUGCUGUCACUGAUAGCCAAUGAAGAGCAGCAAGAGUCUGAGGAAAGAGGAGGGAGAGGGUUCAAUACAGACAAAGCAGUCAGAAGAGAUUCCUACCCAAAUAUAGACAAGACCCCCCUGGCAUUAUCGGUGCCCUCCAACACUGACAGCUCCCUAAGGUGGCUAGAUAAAGACCUACUUAAAGUGAUUCAGUCAUCCAACAGGCAUGAUGAAAGGUUGGUCACUAAGACAGUCCAAACAGUUGGCACCUUAGGGAGCAAGAACAUGUCCAGCUUUAGUUCCAAACCCAAGGCCUACACAGCUGCUGAUGUUCCUCAAUCAAACACCGCCCCACACACACCUUUCAGUGGCAAAAGAUUUGCACCGAAGUCUCCUAAAUUGCCUGUGUCAUUCAAAACCAGUCAGACAGGAGUUAGCGGGAAGGAAGAUGCUGAACAGAGGGGAGUGGACCGAUUUGAGCAUCAGUUUUCAGGUGCAUCGGUUGACAAUGAGAACUACCUAACCAUCCCGGUCAAAUUUCAGCCCAACAACAGUAAAAUGGCAGCAUCUGCAGAUAAAACAGCAAUAAAAACUCUUCACCAUCAGUCACUGCCAACCCCUCCUGCAGUACAUGAAGAUUAUGCCUCUAGAGUCCAGGAUGGCCACGGUCAGAGGACAAAAUGCUCCAGUAUUGUAAUGGAGACCCAUUCACCAGAGAUCCCCUCUGCUACUAUUUAUCACUCCCUGCCAAUGGCUGUGUCUGCCAAUCAGCCACAAAUGUAUUGUUUUUCCCCAGCAAUCACUCCAGCCCCCACCCUGGACCCCUUUCAGGGGACACAGAGGAAAAUGCUGCUGGAUCCCACCACUGGGAACUACUACCUGGUGGACACGCUGGUGUCCCCAGCCACAAAGCGUCUUUUUGACCCAGAAACGGGCCAGUACAUGGAUGUACCCAUGCCACAGCCUCCAAUGACACCAGUACCAAUGCCUAUCUCGCCGCUAGCGCUCAGUCCUGGAGCAUAUGGUCAUACCUACAUGAUCUAUCCAGGCUUUAUGCCAACCCCUUCAGUGAUACCUGCUCGAACGCUGGUACAGUCACAGAUGUCCGUGCCAUCAGAGGUAGAGGGCAUGGAGAAGUCUUCCUCACAGCAGACUGAAGGAAUGUACAUGGAGAGUCCUUUCUAUAUGGCAACUGGGAAGCCUCCCCAGACAGCUUCAGGGGCCCAACAGCAUGGUGCCCCCAAUAGGCCACAGCAUGGAUGUUCCAGCAUGAACCAGCCAGUCAUCAGCAUCACCUCCCAGCAAGGGCCAAGGAUCAUUGCCCCACCCUCGUUUGAUGGGACCACCAUGAGUUUUGUGGUAGAGCACAGAUGAGUCGCUAAGCUGGACAGGACUGGAGCUUUCGUGAUCAUUGACCACCUCUCGGUUUAUCCUCUUCAUUGUUUUACACUGAUGUUAAGUCUGCUGAGCAAUUUAGUUGUUCAGGUAUUCUAUCUAACUGCUGCUGAUUUUUUUAAAAACUUUCUACAAGAUUGUAAUUCAUGCUUUUUUUACACCACUGCUAAACCAAGAAUCAAUGCCUUUGAAGGGAUUAUUUACCCACUCCUGAAGCUAAAUAGUUUGAUUUGGAAAAUUUUCAUUUUCCAAAUCAAAAUAAAGAUUGAUUUAUCUAGUUUCUUCUCAUUUUAAAAUGAAAAGAAACUACUUGUUUUGAAGACAUUUACACAUCUUUAUACAAUUAUGAAUCCAAGAACCUGUUCCCUGUUAGAUUUUGCUGAAUUUAUCAAAGGGUUUUUACAACCUUAAUUGUCAUGAUGACUUCUUCUGUGUUGGUGCUUUAUGAUGCACACAAAUCAGUGUUGAUUCAAAGCACUUUAUGUGCAUAAUUUACAUUAUUGCACAUUUUUUAAAAGUUAAGGUUGGAAAAAAAUGUAAUGUGACAUGUUGUCUUUUGUUUGUACUGGUUUCUUUGAGAAUGUGGAGCUGCUGGACAGUCCUUGUUAAUACAUGUCAGGCAUCAUUGUUAUUCCAGAUUAUUCUUUUAGAAUGAAUGGUAUGAGUAACUGACAGUGAUGAAUGCAUUUGUUAUGAGAGAGCAUAACAAUGAAUUAUAUUUCACUCCCAUUUUUAGAGAUGUCAUCUUGCCAUUUGUUUUUUUGUGUCUUUUAGGGGAAGUGUCCUCUACUUAUACUUUGUACAUAGUUUUUUUUUCCCAAAGUAAGCCUGAUAGUGGCACAGUUUUUAAAGUCUUACACUAAGAUUCUGCCAUAAACUUUCUGAAGAUAGUAGGACUUUCAGGGGUAAGUGGAAGUAGGGUUUGCAAGACAAGAAAAUGAAUGGUUGAGACUUUGUGAGGGAUGUAUGGGUGAAGAGUGGAGGGACUUUGUAGAAGUAUGGCAAAAAGCUGGACUUGAUACGUUAUGUUUUCACUUUGUUCAACUGAUUUUUUGUUUUGUUUUGUUUUUCUGCAUAAAAAAUGACUUCACAAAGUUAGGUCUUGACUUUGCAAAUGUGAAGAUGGUAUAUGUUGAAAUACAUAAUUAAAACAGUACUUUGGAACUGUAAAUGUUUAUUACAUAUUCACAAUGUUAAAUUGAGGUUGUUUCUACUCUUAUAUUGUACUUUAUUACAACACAAAAACAAACAUUUCUCAAGUUAUGUUUCUGCAGUCACUUGUUGACUGACACAUGAAAUCAGUGGUGGUUCUUUCAGGAAUGGUUCCCUGGCCAGAGCCCCUUCUAAUGAUAUCCUCAACCAAUUCAAACUAAAGCAAAUACGGUAGAUGAUUUUCCAGCAGAAAGCUUGUAACCUAUAGGUUCCCAGUACUCAGUCAGAAGCAAGGAAAAUUACAUGCAUGCAAGUAGUAGCAAACUUGUUCAGGGCACAACUGCCAGAUAAGAUGUUUCUUAUUUUGUACUUCUUAGAUGCCUGGCCCCCCUUUCUAAUGCCUCCCUACAAUGCCUCUUUUACACUUUGGGCCCGUUAGUUUCAAGUGAGCAUCAUUUGUUAAUUUCAAGUGAGCAGGAUCCUGCUGCUCACCAUAUAUUGUUACUAUGACCACCAUGUAGCCAUUUUCUGAUGACAACAUCCAGCUGGAUGAUACAGCAUUUCAUCAAAGCUCAAAGGAGUUCAAACUGGAUUCUAGAACAUAAUCGUGUUUCCAUCAAGGAUUUUUUUAAUAUGCAUUUUAAAGUAUCGCAUUAGAAAAGGUUGAUGGAAAAGGAAAAUUUUCAAAAACGUCCUCAAUUUCACGAAAGGUUUCCACGAUCGUUUGAAGUGGUUUUUGGCUUUUACGAAAAAUAGCUAAUAUCGUAAAGGGGAGAUGGAAACAGAUUUGUUGAACAUCUAGGAAACUUUCCUGUACAUUGAUGAAUCUGUGCCUUAAUUGAGGCACAAAACUUGGAAAAACUUCUACAUCUUGUUAUAGAGCCAUGUGUAAUGUCACAUUCUGACUAAAUCACGCUCUGAGUAGCCUAGUGUCUUAUUUUGUACUUCUUAGAUGCCUGGCCCCCCUUUCUAAAGGGUUUGCUCCAAACCAGUAAAUGAAAACAUCCCUAAUUCAUAUUUUCUUUUUUUUGUUGCUACAUUAUAAAAGUUUCCUCAAAAAUUGCAUGGCAAUAGAGGAACCAGGGUUUAUAAGUUCAGUGGACUCCACAGUCACCAGAUCUCAAUGCAAAACAGAAUAUAGUGGAACAGGAGGAUCUCAUUAUGGAUUUUCAACUAAAAAAUCUGCAGUAACUGUAUGAUGCUGUUAUGUCAAUAAAGACCAAAUCUGCUUUGACACUGCAAUGCAGCCAG